Halichondria panicea is the source of this 2591-nucleotide messenger RNA. RefSeq lists its product as uncharacterized. Bases 99 to 2321 code for a protein of 740 amino acids. NCBI's taxonomy places the organism in Eukaryota, Metazoa, Porifera, Demospongiae, Suberitida, Halichondriidae. The record is from RefSeq and is a predicted model, not a curated record. The transcript has 2 exons.
UUCAUGACAAAGCACUGCAGCACUAUAAAAAAAAUCAGUGCUCGUGUUAUUAAUCUGCGUUAAACGAGAAAAUUGUGGAAGCUGAAUCUAGUAUCAAGAUGUUAUCUACAAAAGCUGAAGUCUGCGAUAUGGAUGAGUACAAAGAUGGUCUCGCCUUCCGAUUUAAAAUGCCCAAAAAGGACCUAUCUUUGAGAGGUGUUAGCAUUGAAGACGGUGUGCCUACGCUGCUUUUCAGUGUUGCUAAGAAAGUACCAAGUAUUCAGGAAGAAGAAGUGGCUAUGUGUAUUCGUCUGAGCCAAGAAAAUAAGCGUCCCGAGUUCUCCUACAACGGGUUUCUCCCUGACCACCCUCUUGCAGGAACUGGCCGACAAUUCAAGAAUUACAAGCCACUCUACACGAGACGCACUUCUAUCGGAGAAACUCUUGCUGAAAUUGACUGGCAAAUGAAGUGCCUAAUGGUUGGUGUCCGUAGUGACAAGAAUAAGGAGAAAUUCUGGUCAUGGACUGAAAAAAGCAAUGUUGAUGGUUUGGCAAGUUUCGAAAACUUUGAACGUGAUCCUUCAAAGGAUGGUGGUGUGUACAUGAAAUGCAAGCGAGUAUCUAUUUGUGAAGAUGCAAACCAGAUUCUCUUUGAAGGAGAACCAGAAAUGGCAAUUAAUUCUGUGAAAUAUCCAGCAUAUUCACGUUACAUCACAGAACAUUUUGAUUCAGUUGCAUACUAUGACGAGCCACUUUUUCUCAAAAUGAAGGAGUACAUAAAGCUUAUUCUUGCUGUUGAGUGGCUGAAAGAAAAAGGAGUUCACUUUAGUCAGAACUGGAUACAAGAGCAUACAGCACCCACGUACGAUCCCCCCAAGUCGUUACAAGUGGAACUCUCAGCUGAAGAAACCAACUCGUUAAAAGAAGAGGAGCUAAAAGAAGAGGCAAAGAAGGAAGUGUUGCAAGGCCUCUCCCAAUUCAAGUACAUACGAGUCCCUGAAGAACCCACAGUGACGGUGAAUAGCAAGGGUUUUGAAAUCACGUUGAAGCAAACGAUUGAUUUUUUUCAUGUACCUCUUGUGCAGAAGAUAGUAGUGAGAGCUACUACACAUGAUUUUGAUUUUCUCUACGAAGGUAUAGACCCAAACAUGCCUGUCACCCUUAACCCAGACACUAAAGAAACUAUUAUACCAGAAGUGAAAUCUUGGUCUGAGCUUAUGGGGGAAACUGAAUUCUUUCCUUGCAAAUGGCUACAAGAUCCUAGCAAUGUGAUGGUCAGAUCUCCAGCUCUCACUGGUGGCAUUUCAACUACUAAUAUUCCUGUCCAUCGAGUGAACAAGUCUGCACCUGUCCGAUCAACGCCAGUUACAGUGAAAGCAUCAAAGAAUCUAAAAGCUCAGAAAAUACAUACUUCUGCUGUACCAACACAGAAUGUAGUUAAUGCACCAUCAAGUAGUGCUCUUGUUAACAGGCCAGCUAUUGCAACAGGUGGAGCACAGUGGGUGCAUGGACGGAAAGAUGCUAGCUCAAGUGUUGGAAUGUCAAGAGAUGGAAUAACAAUUAAACAAUCAUCAAUACACGUUCACGGACAAAUAACACAGCUCAUUGACGGGAGGGAGGUUGGGCCUCGUUUGAGUUUACCCAUGCACCUCCGUCUCCCCCCUAAACCUGAAGCAUCAGAUAAUGAGGUCGGGCCUCCUUCCAUGCACCUCCGUCUCCCCCCUAAAGCUGAAGCAUCAGACAAUGAGGUUGGACCACCUCCAUCCAAGCACCUCCGUCUCUCCCCUAAAGCUGAAGCAUCAGACAAUAAGGUCGGGCCUCCUUCCAUGCACCUCCGUCUCCGCCCUAAAGCUAAAGCAUCAGACAAUGAGGUUGGACCACCUCCUUCCAUGCACCUCCGUCUCCGCCCUAAAGCUAAAGCAUCAGACAAUAAGGUCGGGCCUCCUUCCAUGCACCUCCGUCUCCCCCCUAAACCUAAAGCAUCAGACAAUGAGGUCGGGCCUCCUUCCAUGCACCUCCAUCUCCCCCCUAAAGCUGAAGCAUCAGACAAUGAGGUUGGACCACCUCCAUCCAAGCACCUCCGUCUCUCCCCUAAAGCUGAAGCAUCAGACAAUAAGGUCGGGCCUCCUUCCAUGCACCUCCGUCUCCGCCCUAAAGCUAAAGCAUCAGACAAUAAGGUCGGGCCUCCUUCCAUGCACCUCCGUCUCCGCCCUAAAGCUAAAGCAUCAGACAAUAAGGUCGGGCCUCCUUCCAUGCACCUCCGUCUCCGCCCUAAAGCUAAAGCAUCAGACAAUGAGGUCGGGCCUCCUUCCAUGCACCUCCGUCUCCGUCCUAAAUCGUGAUAGCGGAUACUCAAGAAUUGCAAGUACCCCUAUGUCUGAAUGUCGUCAAUUGCUCUAACAGAAAAAACUAUAUUUAUUUAGUACUGCUAUUGAUACUAUAUUGAUAUAUACUUUUAUGUAGCUCGAAUAUAGCGACACCUCACUAUAUAUAGUGAUGUAUAUAUUGCAACCUUUUUAGUUGAUUUUUUCAUGUGACUAUUAAUAGUAACGUAUAAUUAUUGUUCUUGUUCACACUUAUUAAAUUGUUAUGAUUAUUGAUAUUAAUUUUUA